Molecule: messenger RNA, 1377 nt
Organism: Galeopterus variegatus (Sunda flying lemur)
Lineage: Eukaryota; Metazoa; Chordata; Mammalia; Dermoptera; Cynocephalidae
Gene: NPBWR1
Product: neuropeptides B/W receptor 1
Exons: 2
Biological process (GO): neuropeptide signaling pathway
Cellular component (GO): membrane; neuron projection
Molecular function (GO): neuropeptide binding; neuropeptide receptor activity
Source: RefSeq, a predicted model, not a curated record
UCGCAAGGGAGGGACCAGCGGAGGCGCAGGUGCAGCCCCCGGGCGCACGCGGGCAAUCCUACACCCGGCGGGCGGGCGCCCCUGCCUCCUCCGCAGGCGGCGAGCUCUUCUUCUGACCACCGCAGGAAAGGCAGAACCCUUCCCCAGGCCAGACGGCCCCCGGAGUCCGCCGCGACAGGGAGCUGUGGGGCGGCCGGGAGCGCCCCUUCCCCGGAAAAGUCAGAGAAGGGCUUGGAGCGCGGCAGCUCGUGCCCGGGUACAGGUCUGUGCCGACACGAGCUUCGGGACCGCCUGGCCCCGCGGGGUGGCCGUGGGGGACGCGGGAUCUCCGGCCCUUUCCCCGCCUUCGCCAAGAUGCCCAACAAGUCGUCCUGGGAGCCCGGGAUCGCCAACGUGUCGUGCCCGGACCCCACUCUGGGCUGCGUCAACGCGUCGUGCCUGGGCCGGGCGCUGGGCUGCCCCAACGCGUCCAGCCCGGAGCCGCUGCCGUCGCUGCUGGCUGUGGCGGUGCCCGUCGUCUACGCGGUGAUCUGCGCCGUGGGACUGGUGGGCAACUCUGCCGUGCUGUACGUGCUGCUUCGGACUCCCCGCAUGAAGACCGUCACUAACCUGUUCAUUCUCAACCUGGCCAUAGCAGACGAGCUUUUCACGCUGGUGCUGCCCAUCAAUAUCGCCGACUUCCUGCUGCGGCGGUGGCCCUUCGGGGAGCUCAUGUGCAAGGUCAUCGUGACCAUCGACCAGUACAACACCUUCUCCAGCCUCUACUUCCUCACCGUCAUGAGCGCCGACCGCUACCUGGUGGUGCUGGCCACGGCGGAGUCGCGCCCGGUGGCGGGCCGCACGUACGGCGCCGCGCGCGCAGUGAGCUUGGCGGUGUGGGGCUUCGUCACGCUCGUGGUGCUGCCCUUCGCCGUCUUCGCCCAGCUCGACGACGAGCAGGGCCGGCGCCAGUGCGUGCUGGUCUUCCCGCAGCCUGAGGCCUUCUGGUGGCGGGCGAGCCGCCUUUACACGCUCGUGCUGGGCUUCGCCAUCCCGGUGUCCAGCAUCUGCGUCCUCUAUACCACCCUGCUGUGCCGGCUGCGCGCCAUGCGGCUGGACAGCCAAGCCAAGGCCUUGGGCCGGGCCAAGAGGCGGGUAACCUUACUGGUGGUGGCGAUCCUGGCCGUGUGCCUCCUCUGCUGGACGCCCUACCACCUGAGCACCGUGGUGGUGCUUACCACUGACCUGCCGCAGACGCCGCUCGUCAUCGCCAUGUCCUACUUCAUCACCAGCCUGAGCUACGCCAACAGCUGCCUCAACCCCUUCCUCUACGCCUUCCUGGACGACAGCUUCCGCAGGAGCCUCCGACAGCUGAUAGUGUGCGGGGAGGCCGCCUGA